Molecule: messenger RNA, 1080 nt
Organism: Hydractinia symbiolongicarpus
Lineage: Eukaryota; Metazoa; Cnidaria; Hydrozoa; Anthoathecata; Hydractiniidae
Exons: 1
Coding region: 1-1080 (359 amino acids)
Source: RefSeq, a predicted model, not a curated record
AUGUUCAUUGAGGAUAACUAUUCACUAGCUAAAGACCGCCUCCGAUCACAGUUUAAUAAAUUAAAAAACAAUACCGAAUUAUUGAAAACAUACGACGAUAUAUUUAAAGAACAAUUGGACAGCGGUAUCAUUGAAAAGACGACAGAAAGCCCUGGUGUUGGGGAAACCCAUUAUCUCCCCCACAGAGCUGUUAUUAAACCUAACAGAAAUACAACGAAAGUACGUAUAGUCUUCGAUUCUAGCGCAAAGCAUAAAGAUAGUCGAUCGCUAAAUGAAUGUUUAUAUACCGGUCCAUCACUGAACACUUCAUUGUUUGGAGUGUUGUUACGAUUUAGAGCGUAUAAUAUCGCAAUAACUGGUGACAUUGAAAAAGCCUUCCAUCAAAUAUCGGUAUCACCUGAAGAUCGUAAUUUACUCCGAUUUAUCUGGUACGACGAUGUGAAUAAUUUUGAUGAUCAAAAGUUUGAAAAUAACGCGCUAGCUGAUUAUAGAUUCUGCCGAGUAGUCUUUGGAGCCACUUGUUCUCCAUUUCUUCUGUCUGCAACUUUGAUUUUUCAUUUACACGGUUAUGUUGAAUGUGAUCCGCAAUUUGUGCAGAAGUUACUUGAAUCUCUGCAUGUUGAUGAUUUGACUGCGGGUGGCGUUAAUGAUUCUGAUGCUUUGUGUUUUUACACGAAGUGUCAGGAGAGGCUCAGUGAAGGAGGGUUUAAUUUGAGAAAGUUUAACUCUAACUCCAAAAUGCUUGAGAACAUCGUCAAUAGUACUCAGGAUGAAACUGAAAUCAAAUUUCAACCCACUAUUAAAGUUUUGGGACUUGAAUGGAACAAACUCUCUGACGAAAUUAAUUUCAAUUUUUCUGACAUGCUGAAGAACAUAAAAUUGCCUACUACGAAGCGAAAUAUCAUGCAUUUUUUAGCUAGUAUCUAUGAUCCACUAGGGAUAAUUAACCCUAUUGUUGUGACAAUUAAAGUAUUGUUCCAAGAUUUGUGUGUUGCAAAAUUUGACUGGGAUCAACCUUCAGAAGGUGAAUUUUACAAAGAUGGAAUGAAAUUUGUACUAGCUUUGACACUGAAACUUUAA